AUGGCAGGCGCCGUCGACGAGUCGCCGAGUCUCUUGCUGGAGUCUGCGAGCGAUGGUGUUGGCGACGAAGGCGGAGAGAUUGCGGGGGCCACCGGACAUGGUUGGGCGUCGCCGCUGCGCCGCCAUUCCCAUGCGGUGCCCAAGAGCGCGGUCUGCGCGGCCGCUGCGUUGUGCACAGCUCUCUUUGCGCUCACGUUCGUGCGGGGGCCUCUUCUCGCGCGCGUCGUGAAGGUUGAGCCCGCCAUUGGAGCCACUUCGUUGGCAACCGGCGUGGGCACCAGCACAGUGCAUGCGGACAUGGGGUGCAACAAUUGGAAAGAGGCUUCGAUCAAGAGCUUCACGGUGGACAGUGAAGAUCUUUGUGUGCAGCAUUGCCGCAUCACUAUGAAUUGCGUCGCGGUGAACUACCAGGAUCAGAAGUGCCCUCAUCUAGCUCAGUACAUGCGUGCGGAGGAGGGGCGCUGCCUCCUCCUGACCGAGGAGUGUGAGUAUGGGACGAACGAAUGUUGGACACUGUACGAGCUACCAGACGAUCAAAUUUACAGACCGGGGGGCAGCAUCUGGGGGCACAAUGGGGGCAGCAGCAGUGGCUCCGACUCAGAUUCAGCCUCAGGCGGCAGCGACAGCGGUUCAGACUCAGACGCAGCGGUGGGCAUUGCCUCCGACGAUUCUCUGUCGGCCGACGCGCUGAUCGCCUCUGCUGCCGCCACACUGGCUGGCACGAGCGACGAUUCACAGUCUGGUACCAGCAGCGCCGGCUCAGUGUCUGGUGGCGGCAGCAGCGGUUCCGGGACUGACGGCAGCAGCAGCGGCUCAGGGUCUGGCGACAGCAGCAGCGGCUCCGACGCAGGUGCAUCCUCAGGAGAUGGAGCGGGGUCUGGCGGCAGCAGCAGCAGCGGUUCCGGGUCGGCCAGCGGCAGUGGCGGCUCCGACUCCGGCGCAGCCUCCGGAGAUGCUGGAGAUGGCUCUGGGUCUGCCAGCAGCAGCAGCAGCGGCUCCGACACAGGUUCCCCCUCGGGAGAUGGGUCUGGCAGCAGCAGCAGCAGCGGCUCCGACUUCGGCUCUUCCUCGGGAGAUGGAUCUGGCACGGUCAACACUGCUGGGUUAGUUCAUGCUGCGAGUACAGGAGAGUCUGUGUCGGCCGACGCGUUGAUCGCCUCUGCUGCCGCCACACUGGUUGGCAACAGUAGCAGCAGCGAUUCAGGGUCUGCAGCCAGCAGUAGCGGCUCCGACUCAGAUGCAGCCUCCGGAGACGGCUCAGGGUCUGGCAGCAGCAGCAGCGGCUCUGACUCAGACGCAGCCUCAGGAGAUGGAUCUGGCACAGUCAACAGUGCUACGCUAAUUAAUGCUGCGGACACAGGAGAGUCUGUGUCGGCCGACGAGUUGAUCGCCUCUGCUGCCGCCACACUGGUUGGCAACAGUAGCAGCAGCGAUUCAGGGUCUGGUAACAGCAGCGCCGUCUCAGAGUAG
Messenger RNA from Prorocentrum cordatum, 1470 nucleotides. NCBI's taxonomy places the organism in Eukaryota, Dinophyceae, Prorocentrales, Prorocentraceae. The record is from the annotation of a GenBank genome assembly.